Cyphellophora europaea CBS 101466 is the source of this 3231-nucleotide messenger RNA. RefSeq lists its product as uncharacterized. Bases 1 to 3231 code for a protein of 1076 amino acids. Gene Ontology annotation, biological process: transcription elongation by RNA polymerase II; regulation of transcription by RNA polymerase II; regulation of DNA-templated transcription elongation. Gene Ontology annotation, molecular function: protein binding; mRNA binding. The transcript has 2 exons. The record is from RefSeq and is a predicted model, not a curated record. NCBI's taxonomy places the organism in Eukaryota, Fungi, Ascomycota, Eurotiomycetes, Chaetothyriales, Cyphellophoraceae. Gene Ontology annotation, cellular component: DSIF complex.
AUGUCUGCCAACCUCCUCAACCAGAACUUCGACGAAGAUGAGGAGUCUGACAACGACUUCAAUCCUGGUGUCGAACAAGGAUCUGAUGCAGGAGGCGAUAAUGAUGAUAACAAGUCCAACAAUGUGAACGGCGAUUCAUCGCCCGCCCCUCGAAGGCGGACGUCAGAUGCAGCUGAGGAUGAAGAUGAGAAGCCGGCAGACAACGGCGAAGACGACGAAGGCGAGGGUGAAGAUCUCGGCGGCGAGGAUGAAGAUGACGAAGACGAGGAGGAGGAUGAGGAGGAGGAUGGCAUAAGAUCCCGCCCUCGCAAACGGAGGCGCGGCCUGAACCAGUUCUUCGAAGAAGAGGCUGAGGUCGAUGAGGAUGACGACGAGCUGGAGGCUGACGAAGAAGGCCUGGGCAAUGAAUUCAUCGAAGACACCCAUCCGGACGAUGACCUCCCUGCCGAAGCCGAUCAAGAUGAUAGACGCCACCGUGAGCUUGACCGCAAGCGACAGCUUGAAGCUUCCAUGGACGCAGAGAAGCAGGCUGCCGAGUUCAGAGAGCGUUACGGCCGAAGAACUACUACCGCCAUCUCCAACAGAGGCUUUGUGCCCCAGAAUCUGCUUAUGCCUGAUGUGUCGGACCCUAGUAUCUUCGGUGUCAAGUGCAGAGAAGGCAAGGAGAAAGAGAUUGUUCGUGCCAUCAACGCCAAGUUCAUUCAGCGACGUGCAAGAGACCCAAUGCGCAUAUUCUCUGCCUUUGAGCGCGGUGAUGGCGCCAUGAAAGGCUACAUCUUUGUCGAAGCCCGGAAUAAGGCGGAUGUCGAGCACGCUCUCAAAGAUGUCCACGAUGUUUAUCCUCACAGCAAGAUGAAUCUCGUGCCGAUGAAGGAGAUGCCUGAUCUGCUGCGGGUGACCAAGACCAAGGAACUGCAGCCUGGCGCAUACGUCCGAAUUCGCAAGGGUAUCUACACCGGUGAUCUAGCCGUUGUCGAAGACACGGUACCUAACGGGCUCGAUGUUACCGUCAAGGUUGUUCCCCGGUUGACGUAUGGCUUUGAUGAGGACCAACCCAAACCUCAAGCGCCUGCUGGGAGUGAUAAGCGAAAGCGGCCUGGUUUUGCUCCUGCACAGAACCUUGCGAACCGACCUCCCGCCCGAUUGUUCAGCGAAGUGGAGGCGAAAAAGCGGCAUUCACGAUUCCUUCAGCAGUCUGGUGGUCUCACCCGGAAAAGCUUCACCUACAAGGGCGAAGAGUAUGAGGAUGGUUUCCUGAUCAAAACCUACAAGCUCCCACAACUACAGACAGAAAAUGUGCAGCCGAAGUUGGAAGAAACACAGCUAUUCACCAAGACUGGCCAGGAUGGAUCGGAAAUGUUGGAUCUGGAAACACUGAAGCAAAGUUUGCACGACAAGUCUACUGCUGAGAGCAGCUACCAGGUUGGAGAUGAGGUCGAGGUGUUCAACGGUGAACAAAAAGGUGUCGUUGGCCGCACAGAACGCGUUACCGGCAACAUCGUUUCCAUCCGCGUAUCAGAAGGUGAGCUCAAUAAUCAGCUUGUCGAGGUUCCGGUCCGAAAUCUGCGCAAGCGCUUCCGAGAUGGCGACAAUGUUGUGGUGGGCGGUGCCAGCAAGUACCGUGAUCAAGUCGGCACGGUCAUCGCCAUUGAAAACGACAAGGUCACUAUUCUGUCUCAUGACAACCAGAUCGAGUUCACAGUCUUUAGUAAGGAUCUGAGAAUAGCGUCCGGCGCCAGUGCGAGCACAGAACGUAGCCCUUUCGAGGUCCGAGAUCUCGUGCAGCUCACGGCGACGACUUUUGGUUGCGUAGUCGGCGCCGACCCGCAGACUGUCAAAGUCAUGGAUCAAAACGGAUCGAUCGAGACACGUCUACCGUCGUCAUUAUCGAAGAUUAUGGUUUCUCGGAACGCCGUUGCUGUCGACAAGAAUGGCUCCGAGAUCAGACAAGGAGACACCAUCAAGGAAGUAGGUGGCGAAGGCAAGUCCGGAAACAUUCUGCACAUAUAUCGCAACUAUCUCUUUGCCCACGACCGCAGUCGCAUGGUCGAGAACGCUGGCAUUUGGGUUGCCCGAAGCUCGAACGUUGUCGGCAGGAGCGCGCGUAGUGGCGCGCCUCUGACUGACCUGUCGAAGAUGAAUCCUGCGCUCAUGCAGGGCAAAGGUCCUAAUGGCGCUCCCAUGGGUCCGCCUCAGCGCCCCGGUAUGGACAGAUUGAUCCGCAAGAAGGUCAAGAUCACAAAAGGCCCUUACAAGGGCCAUCGUGGUACUGUGAAAGACACAACCAUCAAUGAGGCUCGCAUCGAGUUGGAGUCCAAGAACAAGACCGUGAACAUCAGCAAGUCUGAGAUCAGUGUCAUUGAUCCCAACACUGAUCAAGCCACUCCCUACGCUCAAUGGGCGGGUCGUCGUGGCGGCCCGCCGUCGGAAAUGCGAGCAGGUCCCGGCAUACCUGGCUCUCGCGUCCCUGAUGGUGCCCGCACUCCCUUUGCUGCAGUGGAUGGUGGUCGAACACCUGCCUGGGCGGGCGCCAGCGCUCGUACACCAGCCUGGGGUGGACCUUCUUCGGCCCUGGAUUCGGGUCGUACACCAUCAUGGCGUGCCGGUGGCUCUCAGACUUCGUAUGGUGGUGCCGGCAACACCACCACGUACGGCGGAGCAGGCAACUACUCAGCGGGUACAGGCUCACGCACACCUGCCUGGUCCUCUUCAGCCAAGACGCCCUAUGGCGCUGACCAUGGCUUCGGCGGAGGCUCUAGCGGUAGCGGCUCAGCUUUCGAUGCCUUUGCCUCCGGUUCCCGUACGCCUGCAUACGGCACCAGCACAACAACGGUCUCAAGGACGCCGGCCUGGUCUGGACCGUCUGCUGCUGCUUCUGCACCUACCCCAGCCGCUCGCGCCUACGAUGCUCCAACUCCUGCCGCAGCUCUAAAUGCCCCAACUCCAGCCUUUCCAGCUGACGACGGCUACACGCCCGCGUACUCGGCGCCCACGCCUGGUGCAGGCUUUGGCAAUGCUGGCUCAAUGGACGCGCCCACACCGGGGUUCGCACGAGCUGCGAACACCAUCCCCCUCGGCAAGAACAGACUUGCGAUGGAUGCGCCUACGCCAGCUGGUGGUCCGGUCAGUGCGCCGACACCCGCAGCCUGGGGUGGAGGUGGGGCCUACGAUGCACCGACCCCUGCUGUAGGUGGCGGUCCACGAUAUGCCGAGGAUGAUGACGACGACUGA